Molecule: messenger RNA, 3824 nt
Organism: Aethina tumida (small hive beetle)
Lineage: Eukaryota; Metazoa; Arthropoda; Insecta; Coleoptera; Nitidulidae
Product: ras-related protein Rab-37
Exons: 7
Coding region: 375-1166 (263 amino acids)
Cellular component (GO): Golgi apparatus; endosome
Molecular function (GO): GTP binding; GTPase activity
Source: RefSeq, a predicted model, not a curated record
AACUUGUUGCACCGAAACAUCGAACCCCCGACCGUCCGUCGCGACGACCAAAUUCCGUCGUCGUCCUUAACGCCAACACGCCUCUGAACACCCGUACGUAGACCGUUCAUUGAUCCUGUAUCCUCGUUCUAUCGCGCCAGGAUCAACAUGGCGGUGCCCUGAAAGCGUUUAACGAUCGUGAGCGGCCGAAAACGCGGACGCGAUUGCGGGACGAUUUUCCGAAAUACGGAUUUAUGUAUCCGGACGUGGUGUGCAAUAACUUGGUGACGUCAUGCGCAUGAAAAUACCAGUCUACGGUGGUUGAACGUGCCGACAUAUGUUUUGACUGGUCGGCCGAUUUGUAAAAACCGACGUCUACCUCCUUUCAACAGCCGAUGCCUAGCAUGGCGACGGACGACAGCAUGGACGACGACGUGUUCGAGUCGCAGGAUGAAGCGAACCGGCUGGGUGUUGUGGAAAAAGUGGUCCAGGAAAAAACCAAUCAUCCCUCGCCGACCGGCUACAGGAACUAUCAGCCGCCCGCCGAGGUGCUGAAGCUGUGCGAAACCAACGUCAUAGAGGAUAACGAACAAAUCGUGCACAAGACAAUCCUGUUGGGCGACAGCGGCGUGGGGAAGACGUCUCUGUUGGUAAAAUUCGACACGGGCAAAUUCCAAUCCGGAAAUUUCUCGGCAACCGUCGGAAUAGGAUUCACGAAUAAAGUCGUUUCCGUCGAUCAGACUAGGGUGAAAUUGCAAAUCUGGGACACGGCGGGACAGGAGAGGUUCAGGAGUGUUACUCAUGCUUAUUAUCGAGAUGCUCAUGCUUUGUUACUUCUCUACGACGUCACGAACAAAACGAGCUACGACAACAUUCGGGCCUGGCUUGGUGAAAUAAGAGAGUAUGCACAAGACGACGUUGUGAUUAUGUUAUUAGGCAAUAAGGCGGACUGCGGUUCCGACAGGGCGGUGCGACGUGAAGAGGGCGAAAGACUGGCGAAGGAAUACAACGUGACGUUCAUGGAAACGUCGGCCAAAAGUGGACAGAACGUUGAGCUCGCCUUUUUGGCAAUAGCGAGGGAACUGAAGUAUCGACAGAGUGGCCAGCGGGACACCAACAAGUUCAACGUGCAAGACUACGUGAGGGAGCACACACAAAAGCCGCAGUGCCCGCCUUGCAACACAUAGUUAAGUUAUAUAGUGGAUCCACAGUUGUAAAACGGGGGACGAGAAUCUCCCCCAGGACGUUGAAAUGCAAAAAUGUUCGUAUUCGUAUCGCCAAUUUGAGUACAAGCCUUAACGAGCACCGUUUCUUAUGUAAUUAGUUGACUAAACGAAUAUUGCUACGAAAUAUAGAAAAUUAACGUUUUGUAAUAACGCUGUAACAUAGCUUUAAUUAUGACAAUACAUAUUUGAUACUAGAAUACAUUUUUUUGUAUUUUAAUGUUUUACCAAUUAUCGGUGGAUUCACUUAGCUUCAAUUGCAGUACGGUACUUGUAAAAAUAUGUGCUUUAACAUUGAUGAAACAAUACUAAAAUAUAUUAACACCAAAGGUUUUGACUGAUUUUGAACAAUAAACGUGUUAUUGAAGAACACCAAUAACAUCAAAAAUUGUUGUAAAAUGUUAGCAUAUGUGUGUGAAACUCAAAGAAAAUAUUCUUUCACAAAAAGUACUACAGUAUUACUGUAUAGUGUACCAACAAAUUCACUUAUUGUGUGUAAUAUUAUUGACUAGUGCUUGGAUUGCUGUCAAAAUGUAACGUAAAUGCAAUAAUAAACAAAAAACAAUUUUGUAACAUUUGAAAUAAUUGAAAGUAUCAUCGCAAUCCAAAAUUUAUUACUAACCCAGUGAGAUUAAAUGUAGAAACUGUUAGAAUGUAUUUUGUUACAAGUAUGUAAUUACUGUAAAAUACUAGUUUCGAUUAUGAGCAUGCUAUUAAUUUCGUGGGAUAUAGUCGAUAUUAUGCAAUGUAUUUUCACCCCAGAUGUCUAAAUGUCAAUUUUCCUUUAAGCUUAAGGCAAACCGUUUGGACUGAACUAAAUAAUCAGUAGUUGUUGUUUAGAUUCGCAUAUCACCUUAUAUAGAGAAACAUUUCAGAAAAAUAGUAUAAAAUUAUAAUAUAUAUUAACAAUUGUGUGGAUAGAAAAUAUAAGAAAAUUUAUGCUAAUAUUUAUCAGAGUUGAAGAUACUAGGUACACAGUGUCUGCUAUAAUAGGGACAUUCUAAUGUAUCUUUGACAUUGAACUGUUAAGAAAGUUAUAAAAAAUGUUGGAUAAAAACUAUAUAAGCAGUUUAUAUAUGAAAUGAAAUUGCAAAAUAAGGAUUUAUUGUAUAAACAUAUCUUAAAUAUUUCGUCUCCACUUGUAACAUUUGAAUUCGAAACAAUCUUUCUUAUAGAAAGCAAAAUGCUGUAUAAUUUAAAAUAUUAUUUUUUUAAAAUUUAAUUUUUUUUCCAAAUUUUAAUAUUUAUGAUUCAAUAUUUAAAAAAGAAAAACAGAGUAAAUAUUUUGAAGAUAAAUAUUAAAUAAUAUACAAAAUUAUUUAAUUUUAAAAAAUAUUAAUUUUGAAUCAUGAUUUUGAACAAUUUUAACCAAUAAAAAUUUUAUGUUUAUUAAAAAUAACAAUAAUAAUACAACAACCUUAAGGUAUAUCACUGAAUUAAGUACCCCUGGGUAUAAACCAAAAUUUUAUAAAAAAUUAUGGAUAUCAAUAAUUAUGUGGAAAAAAUUAUAUUCUUCUUAUGAAUUUAUUUUUUUUUUAAUCAAGAUAUUUAUAUAAUAAACUCUCUAAAAUUAUACAAAUUAUCUUAUUUUCCAAUAUAGUCGAAUAUUAUGCUAAUACUACUAUACUUAUAAUAAUACUUUUCUUACCCACAUUGUUCUAGGGUAAUUUCGGCACAUGAUUCAUUAAUUCUACCACGAAUUUACAAUAAUUUGUGUUUUAAGAGUAUAUAUACUGUUGAAAAAUACAAUAAUUUGUACUAUUUUAAAGUUUAUUACAUAGACCACUUAAUUAAAAAAAAUAAAUUAAUGAAAGAAUAUGAUUUUUUCCACAGAAUUUUGAAUAUGCAUAUUUUUUAUGAAAUUUGGUAUAUAUCCAUUUCAGGAUGUGCUUAAUUCACUAGUUUAGAUAGAAUUGAUAUAAAAAAAAUAUGAUUUCUUCAAUUUCUAUCUAAAAAUUAAGCAGUAAGUUUUGUCUUUGAGCCGAAAAAACGUGUAAUUUUGUCUAAAAGGCCUUACAAUUGAACAAAAAAAGGACAAUGGGACACACUGUAUAUUAAUUAUUAUAAUUGUAUGAUUUUCAAAUUUUACAGAAUUUUUCUUUCUAAUUAUGGGAAUGUGGAAAUUUAUUUAUAUAUCUUAGUUUUGCCAUUAAAUUUCAUGUAGCCUUUACAUUAAAAUAGAAACAGGUUGUAAAAAAUUUGAUAUCAUGUAUAUAACAAGAAAUCACUUUAUGGAAGUUUAAUUCUCAACAUGUCGAUAACAAAGAUCUACUAAACUGGUCCUCUUAAAGUAGACACUCUGUAUGAAACAUUGUUUAAGGAUGUUUAUUAAGUUUCAUAUUUGGAGUUUAUGUAAAUUAAUUUUAUACAUCUGAAUAAUUUGUGACAUUGUUAAUUAAAUAGAUAAAAUUUAAUAUAUAUUUAAGACUAUGUUCUCAAAUAUUAACACAAACCAUAUGUGUAUAUAAAUAAUUAGAAAAUGACCAAUGUAACCAUCUCAUAUCCAUCUGUAGUUGAAAAAGUAAUGCAAAUAUCUUUUUAAUAUAGUCGGUGUGCCUAAUGCAGAUGUAAAAUUAUACAAGACAUAUUCAUAUAUAUCUAAUAAACUAAACAUAACUUGAA